AUGACAACUAAAAGAGUAGCUCUCGUUACAGGUGCUACUCGCGGGAUCGGACGUGCAAUCGUGGAUCGUUUAUCGAGCUCGGGGAUAUCUUGCAUCAUGGUGGGUUCUAAGAUGGAGAGUUUUAAACAAAUGAAUGAAAGUCCGCCAAUGCUUCCAAAUAAUGAGCAGUGGCAUCGCGGGCUGGCCAUUGAUCUAGGACAGUGGCCCAAAUGGACCGUUGAAGAAAAGUACAGCGGUUUCCAAUAUUCUAGAGGGCGUCAUUCCGGUGAGCACGAGACGCACGCGGGGAAUUGGCCCCUGCUGGCACUAGAGGAUGGAUACGAGCUGGCCAUGCUGGUGAACUGUGCAGGAGUCACACAAGCGUCCCCAUCGGCACUGUGCAGACCUUUAGAAAUGCAGAGAAUAACUAACGUAAAUUUUUUGAGCGCAGUCAGUAUGUGCAACGCAGCUUCCAAAAAGAUGAUGCGAUCGCGGAAACGGCAGGACCGCGCUCCGUGCAUUAUAAACAUCUCCUCGGUGCUGGGAGGGGACCCCAACGUCGAGCCCUUGCCGGGCACCUCGAUCUACAGCUCUACGAAGGCCGCUCUGGCGCAGUACUCGCGUGUUCUGUCAGCGGAGCUGGCAGGCGCUGGGAUCGCCGUUCACUGUCUCUCGCCUUCUCUUGUGGCGGACACAGAUAUGAUCCAGAAUUUGAACACCCAAGCACAAGCACGAUUGCAUGCCCGAUUUGGGGAUGGAAAUUCUACUGGCAUUCAAACAAAAUAUGACAUUGCUGCAGAAGUAUGGGAACUUUAUGAGCAAUCCAAGAAAUAG
Molecule: messenger RNA, 813 nt
Organism: Lachancea meyersii CBS 8951
Lineage: Eukaryota; Fungi; Ascomycota; Saccharomycetes; Saccharomycetales; Saccharomycetaceae
Source: the annotation of a GenBank genome assembly